CCCACUCCCCCUCAAGGAACACAGCACGGCACGGCUCGGCACAAGGAAAAGGUGGACCAACAGAGAGAGGGAAAGAGCCGCCGGCCGGGGCGGAGACCCGAAUCGGCGGGAAAAAAGAAGGCUCCAGCUGGUUGCUUCGCCUGCAAGGCAUCCAUCCCGCGACGCCGGUUCUUGGUUUGCCUGGGGUGGAUUUUGGGCUCGCGGUCUGCCAGAAUUCGACCAAGGGUUUUACUGCGGUUUCGCUGGGGGAUUCUGGUCGUUCAGCGCCACUCUCUUGGAUUAAGAUCAAAUCAAUAGGCGUGGAGAAGGCUGGGCAUAAUUACAUCAACUGUGGUGGUGAUCGGUUUUGAACUUCUCUGCUUCAAUAACUACGUCCUGAAAGUUGGAGGAGAAAAACCCUGUGAAUACUAAGCUUUGGGAAUGGAGUUGACUGAUCCAUAAACUAGCCAAAUAGUCGUCUCUAUAUACAUCUUCGUCAACAACAGAAGGAUUUUUCCCCUAAAAAAACAACAGAAGCAUUGUUACCACCAACGUUCCUGCUUCCAUGGAAGUUUUUGAAAGUAAUGGCCAUGGGAAAACAAGAAUACAGAAUGCUGAAAACCUGGCACCAGUUUCUAUUGAGAGUCCAGAUACAUCCUUGGAAAUCCAACAAAAGUUACAACGGAAUUUGACAGAGCACCUGGCCGAAUUGGAGUCCCCUAUAGGCCACGCUGUAAUUUCAUCACCGAAAAUACCCUCUCACUUUGGACCAGCUCAGGCAUUUGAUGAUUCAUCGAAAGAUGAGGCAGAUCAUGCUAUUUUAACAAAUAAGACUGAAUUGAAAAACAUAUCUGAAAAUGGUUUUACCAGUGUGAGUACUAUGAUAACAGCUGAAAUGAAAUCUAAAGAAGAACAUAUGAAUGAUCAUGAGAACAUUGUUGUCACCCCGGAAAGGAAAGAGGAAUCAGAAAAGGGGUCUGAAGGCUCAUACAGAGGUUUUGUUGACACUACUGCACCGUUUGAGUCUGUUAAAGAGGCUGUCACCAAGUUUGGAGGAAUUGUUGAUUGGAAAGCCUACAGAGCUCAAUCAUUAGAGAGAUGCAGGGUCAUGCAACUUGAGCUUGAAAAGAUUCAGCAGGAAAUUCCACAAUUCAAAGAAGAUUGGGAAGCUGCUGAGGUGGCCAAAUCACACGUAAUCAAAGAGCUAGAGAGAACUAAGAGAUUUGUUGAGGAGCUGAAGCAUAAGUUGGACAGGGCACAGCUUGAAGUUGACCAAGCAAAGCAAGAUUCUGAACUUGCCCAGCUUAGGGCACAAGAAAUGGAGCAGGGGAUUGAUGAUGAAGCUAGUGUAAUAGCCCAAACACAGUUGACAGUCGCCAAAGAAAGACAUGAAAAGGCUGCCGAGGAACUGAAGUUGAUAAAAGAGGAGUUGAGAUCAACACGUGAACAGUAUUCUGUCUUAACCACUGAAAGGGAUACAGCAGUCAAAAGAGCUGAGGAAGCUGUUUCUGCUGCGAAGGAAACCGAGAAGCAAGUGGAGGACGUCACUUCAGAACUUAUUGCAUCCAAAGAGUCUCUCGAGUCAGCCCAUGCUGCACACCACGAAGCAGAAGAGCACAGACUUGGGGCAGCUUUGGCAAAAGAGCACGAUUGCCUGGCUUGGGAGAAAGAGUUGCAGCAGGCACAUGAGGAGUUGCACCAACUCAACGAGCAAAUUCUAUCCAAAACAGAUGUUGAAUCCAAAGUUGAUGAAAACGUGCGUAAGCUACUUAGCCUCCAAGGUGAGCUAGCUGCCUAUAUGGAAAACAAAUUGAGUGACGAAGCUGGAGUGGUUCAGGAGCAAGGCUCCAAAGAAGCAAAAGAAAUUAGUAGGUCAAUCAAAGAAGCUCUAGCUUCAAAAAGAAAGGAGCUUGAUGAGGUUAGAGGGAAAUUAGAAUAUGCAGAAAAUGAAGCCAACUUAAUAAGAGUUAUUGCAGAAACACUCAGGACAGAGCUUGAUAAGGAGAAAGCUUCACUUGUUACAUUGCAGCAGAGGGAGUGUAUGGCAUCCAUCACAGUUUCUUCUUUAGAAGCUGAGCUCAACAGCACGAAGCAAGAGAUAGAAAUGGUGCAUAAGAAGGAAGCAGAAACCCAGGAAAAAAUGGUGAAGCUUCCAAGGAUGUUGCAGCAAGCAGCGCAUGAGGCAGAAGAUGCCAAGAUGGCAGCUCAUUUGGCACAAGAAGAACUGAGAAGGGCCAAGGAAGAAGCUGAACAAACCAAGGCUUCUGCAACAACAGCAGAUGUCAGGUUACGUGCAGUUUUGAAAGAGAUAGAGGCGUCUAACGCAUCUGAGAGGCUAGCACUAGUGGCAGCUCAAGCAAUGCAAGAGAGUGAGGAGACAAGAAGUGUUGCUGAUUCUCCUAGAGGAGUAACACUUCCUAUAAGUGAAUAUCAUGCUUUUAGCAAGAGGGUCCAUGAAGCAGAAGAGCUUGCAAAUGAGAGGGUCGCAGCAGCUUUGGCACAAAUAGAGUUGGCGAAAGAUUCUGAAUCAAGGAGGCUAGACAAACUACAUGAAGCGUCCAAGGAGAUGAGCCAAAAGAAGGAUGCUCUUCAAAUCGCGUUAGUGAGGGCUGAUAUGGCAAAUGAGGGGAAACUUGGUGCUGAGAAGGAGCUGAGAAGAUGGAGAGCUGAACGUGAGCAGCGUGGGAAAGCCCAUGAAGCAGUAACACAUGCAGUUAGUCAUGUGAGCGCUCCAUCUAAGAAAUUUGCCGACCACAAGAGCUCUUACCAGGAAGAUGGAGAAUUUCUUACGGAUUCGAAGUUGCACAUGUCAACUAAUAGCAUGGAUCACUUUGUACCGGACCAGAAGUUACGGAAAAAGAAGUCAUUCUUCCGUCGGAUGUCCACCAUUUUGUCUAGAAAGGCUCAGACACAAACAUAAGAUUGAUUGUGUACAGACAAUGUUAAUUACUGUAUUUUUGUAAAAUGUAGAUGGUGUAAAGUUAAAUAAGUUUGCUUUCCAUACCCUGUAAAUUGUUUGAUACUUUGAGGACUGGACGUCGUUGUAUGAUGUUUCGGAGAGAUGUUGAUACUUAAAACUUGCUUUUGUCUA
Messenger RNA from Phragmites australis (common reed), 3070 nucleotides. Its product is annotated as protein WEAK CHLOROPLAST MOVEMENT UNDER BLUE LIGHT 1-like. Lineage: Eukaryota; Viridiplantae; Streptophyta; Magnoliopsida; Poales; Poaceae. Bases 545 to 2899 code for a protein of 784 amino acids. The record is from RefSeq and is a predicted model, not a curated record. The transcript has 5 exons.